Aplysia californica (California sea hare) is the source of this 600-nucleotide messenger RNA. RefSeq lists its product as uncharacterized. The record is from RefSeq and is a predicted model, not a curated record. Lineage: Eukaryota; Metazoa; Mollusca; Gastropoda; Aplysiida; Aplysiidae.
CUAUUUUACAGGGUCGUACUUUACUCUCAUGAUCGGAGGAGCCCUCACAUCGACCGCCAUCUUCUUUUUGUUGUGUGUGAGCAGUCCCCGAGUCCGUGUGUCUCUCACCGAGUGGAGACAGAGAACACAGAGGGGUCACCGCGAGGUCAGCACUGACUCUGUGGACAACUACAUCAAAGGGAAAUAUCGUGUAGCUUCGACUUGCAGAGAGCCAGUGCCGCCGAGUUUCGAUCUGCCUCCUGACCCAACAAGGACGAGAUUUAACUGCUCCAGCUCUUUCCUGGAGCCGACAGACGACCAGACACGUCACAGCGUCAGAGAACAAAUCCAUAUUUGGUGUGAUGACGUCACCGGCCAGCCACGAGACGAGACUGAAACUGUGUCGUUCCUGGCACCGCUACAGCGUGCUGACCAUCCUGAAGCCCUGCCUGGUUCUCCUGCACGGUGACGUCAUCCCCCGGGGCCUCAACUGGUUCACCGUGUUGCCAAGGGCAACAAGGAUGGUGUUCGUGCCUCGAACCCCACUCACUCGCAUCAAUGGGCGCGCCAUCAAACACAUUCAGUCGUCAGCGGACAUCACAAGGAUUGAUGUGUUAUUAG